Lagopus leucura (white-tailed ptarmigan) is the source of this 3122-nucleotide messenger RNA. RefSeq names its product endoplasmic reticulum aminopeptidase 1 (gene ERAP1). The record is from RefSeq and is a predicted model, not a curated record. Gene Ontology annotation, molecular function: metalloaminopeptidase activity; peptide binding; zinc ion binding. Lineage: Eukaryota; Metazoa; Chordata; Aves; Galliformes; Phasianidae. Gene Ontology annotation, biological process: peptide catabolic process; proteolysis. The transcript has 18 exons. Gene Ontology annotation, cellular component: cytoplasm. Bases 110 to 2881 code for a protein of 923 amino acids.
CGGGGCCCGCAGGCCGCAGGUACCGCCUCGGAGCUGUACGCGUCCGAACGGCGGCGAUUUGGAGCUUUCUUUCCUUGUGCGGGUGGUCGCCACCGGCAGCCGGUCCGCCAUGGCAGCGCCGCGCUGGGAGGUGGUGGUGCUGGGGCUGGCGAGCGUGGCGUGGUGUGCCGCCGAUGCCCAGUUUCCCUGGGACGAGGUGAGGCUGCCCAGGAGCGUCGUCCCGCUGCACUACCACCUCCUCAUCCAUCCCAACCUCACCACGCUCACUUUCACCGGCACCGUGGACAUCGACGUCGCGGUCGCGCAGCCGACGAAGGCGGUCGUCCUGCACGGCAAACGCCUGCGCGUCACCAGGGCUGCCAUCGAGGCGGAGGCCGGGAGCACCUGCACGGUGCGGAACGUGAGGCUGCUGCGGCAUCCGCCCCGCGAGCAGCUGGCGCUGCUGGCCACCGAGCCGCUGUGCGCCGGGCACAACUACACCCUCCGCAUCCAGUACUCAGCGAACCUCUCCGACUCCUUCCACGGCUUCUAUAAAAGCACCUACAGAACUCAGGAAGGAGAACUCAGAGUGCUUGCAUCAACUCAUUUUGAGCCAACAUCUGCAAGAAUGGCCUUCCCGUGUUUUGAUGAACCAGCCUUCAAAGCCAGGUUUUCAGUUAAGAUUAGGAGGGAACCAAAUCACCUUGCAUUGUCCAAUAUGCCACUGGUGAAGUCCGUGAAUAUAGCCUCAUGGCUUGUUGAGGACCAUUUUGAUACCAGUGUCAAGAUGAGCACUUACCUUGUGGCCUUUAUCGUUUCGGAUUUUAAGUCCAUCAGCAAAGUAACCAAUCAUGGAGUUAAGAUUUCCGUAUACACAGUACCAGAAAAGAUCAACCAGGCUCAUUAUGCAUUGGAUGCAGCAGUAAAACUUCUAGACUUUUAUGAGGACUACUUCAGCAUUCCCUACCCCUUACCAAAACAAGAUUUAGCAGCUAUUCCUGAUUUUCAGUCUGGUGCUAUGGAAAACUGGGGGUUGACCACAUACCGGGAAUCUGCGUUGCUGUAUGAUCCUGAAAAGUCCUCAGCAUCCUCUAGGCUUUGGAUUACUAUGAUAAUAGCCCAUGAGCUGGCUCACCAGUGGUUUGGCAACCUAGUUACCAUGGAGUGGUGGAAUGACCUGUGGUUAAAUGAAGGGUUUGCAAAGUUUAUGGAGCUCCUGUCAGUAAACAUAACUCAUCCAGAACUGAGAGUUGAAGAUUAUUUCUUAAGAAGAUGCUUUGAUGCCAUGGAAGUGGAUGCGUUAAAUUCAUCCCAUCCUGUGUCUACUCCUGUGGAGGAUCCAGCUCAAAUUUUAGAAAUGUUUGAUGAAGUUUCAUACGAGAAGGGAUCGUGUAUAUUAAAUAUGUUGAGGGACUUCCUGACUGCAGAUGUGUUUAAGGCUGGAAUUGUGCAGUACCUACAGAAAUACAGUUACCAGAAUACUAAGAAUGAAGAUUUGUGGGACAGUUUGACAAAUAUUUGUCCCACAGUAGAUACUGAAAAAAGUGAACUACAGGGUGAUGGCUUUUGCAGAAGAAAUCAACAGUCAUCUUCAAAUGCACAGCACUGGACCAAAGAGACUCUAGAUGUGAAGGCAAUGAUGGACACUUGGACACUGCAAAAAGGUUUUCCCCUGGUAACUGUCACCGUGAGAGGAAAGAAUGUCCAUCUGCAGCAGGAGCACUACAAGAUAGGAGUACAUUCUCUCUCACCCACAGAAAAUGGGUACUUGUGGCACAUUCCACUAACCUACAUUACCAGCAAAUCUCACACUGUUCAAAGAUUUUUGAUGAGAACCAAAACAGAUGUCAUAAUCCUUCCAGAAGAAGUUGAAUGGCUUAAAUUCAAUGUGGACAUGAAUGGUUAUUACAUUGUGCACUAUGAAGAUGACGGAUGGGAUCGUCUGAUCAACCUUUUAAGAGAGAAUCAUACGAUAAUUAGCAGCAAUGACAGAGCAAGUCUUAUUAACAAUAUAUUCCAGCUUGUGAGAAUAAAAAAACUGUCAGUUUCUAAAGCUUUUGAUUUAACUUUAUACAUGAAACGGGAAACACAGAUCAUGCCCAUACUCCAGGGUAUGAAUGAGCUGGUUCCUAUAUACAAGCUCAUGGAGCGGAGAGAUACAGAUGGCACAGAAAAACAGCUAAAGGAAUAUAUAGUCAAUCUAUUUAAGGACCUAAUUGACAAGCAGCUUUGGAGUGAUGAAGGCUCAGUGUCUGAGAGAAUGCUUCGGCAGUCCCUGCUAGUGUUUGCAUGUGUGCGCAGGUACCAGCCCUGUGUGGACAAAGCAGAAGAGUAUUUUUCAAAAUGGCAGAAAUCCAGUGGAACCUUAAGGCUGCCAGCAGAUGUGAAGACAGCAGUAUAUACCGUUGGAGCACAGACAUCUGAAGGUUGGGAUUUCCUCCUUAGUAAAUACCAGCACCACUCCUUCAGUGUAGACAAAGAUAAAAUUGCAUCAGCUCUCAGCCUCACCAGGAAUAAGGACAAACUUCAGUGGCUAAUGGAGGAAGGUCUGCGUGGUGACAUCAUAAAAACUCAGGAUUUCCCAUACAUUAUUGUGUCUGUUGCCAGAAAUCCAUCUGGCUAUCAUCUUGCUUGGACCUUCUUAAGGGAAAACUGGGAGAAACUCAUUGAAAAAUUUGAACUCGGUUCAUCAUCCAUAGCACACAUUGUCACUGGAGUGACAAAUCAGUACUCAACAAGGCCACAACUUGCACAGGUAAAAGAAUUCUUCAGUUCUCUGGAGGAAAAAAGUGCACAGCUUCGUUGUAUCCAGCAAGCCAUUGAAACUAUUGAGGACAACAUAGAAUGGAUGGACAGAUAUUUUGAGGAAAUCAAAACAUGGCUGCAAAAGAACCAGCCAUAAAUUAGGAUAGCUUGUUUGUAUUUGUUAGAAAUAAUUGAAAGGCACUGAAAAUACAGGGCUGGAGGGAAAGCUAAGCCUGAGGCAUUACUUCUUCUGGAGGAAGCUCUCAGCCUUCUGCUGCUGACUGAAAAUAUUUUUGUAUUUUUAAGUCACGUCAAGGAAAGGAGAAUGCAUAUUUUGUGUGUGUGAAUCUGUGUGAAUCUGAGUUUAAGAUGAUUAAACAGUUUGUUUUAGCUGUAAA